Molecule: messenger RNA, 2986 nt
Organism: Pocillopora verrucosa
Lineage: Eukaryota; Metazoa; Cnidaria; Anthozoa; Scleractinia; Pocilloporidae
Source: RefSeq, a predicted model, not a curated record
CGACAAAGCCAGGUUCCAUAGCAGUACGAAUGAUUCCUUCGAUCUACGGAGUUUGGAUAGCUGAAGUUAUUGGAGAUGGCAUUUACUGUUGGAACGAAAAGUAAUCACUCUCUCGUUGUCUCAUCUGGUCGGACUAUUUUGUUCAUGCUUAAACAAAACCAUAGUCUCCGUGGUUUUCUGCCGUCGACAUCAAUGUGUUCUCUUUCGCCCAUUUCAGUCGAAGAUGCACCAAAAACAAAACCUUUUUCAGAAAUCCCAGGUCCGCUCCGUCUUCCAGUUUUCGGAACAACUUGGACGUUCUUCGUGGGAACGAAAGGUCAGCCCCUUGGAAAGCGAUUUUAUGAAAUCCAAGCAGAAAAUGUCAAGAAAUAUGGGAAAGUAUUCCGCAACAAACUACCAGGCAUCGAAAUUAUCAGUUUAUCCGAUCCUGCCGACGUUGCAAAGUUACUUCGAUCGGAUCCCAAAUAUCCAGAAAGACUGGACUUUCCGGCUUUAAAUUUCUACCGGGAAAAAAGGAAGAAAAUUCCUGGUGUUUUCUUUGCCGAUGGUGAAGAAUGGUACAAGCUACGAAGCGUCCUGAGUAGAAGAAUGCUUCGACCGAAAGAAGUCGCCGACUAUACUCCGAGUUUCAAUGAAAUUAUCGGCGAUUUUAUUCACCGAUUACGAUCAGUUCGAGAGCCUAGUGGGUCAGAGAAAGAAAACGAAGUUUGUGAACUCGAUAAUGAACUUUUCAAAUGGUCCUUUGAGUCUGUGGCGGAGGUGUUGUUUGACAAAAGGUUUGGUUGUCUUGAAGAGGAAAUCAAUGAAGAGGCACAGACCUUCAUAAAAGCCGUCGGAGAUUUUCUGGCGAAUGCGGUGGAGGUCGGUUUUUUGCCAAAUUGGUUUUACAAGAUCUACGAGACCCAGAAAUUUAAAAAGUUUUUUGAUAAUUUUGACACGAUGUACGACUACGCCGAACUAUUUAUCGGGAGAAGAAUCAAGGAACUGGAGGAGAAGUCAUGCAAGCCAUCAAAGGAAACAGAGCGUGACCGAGCUGGCUUCUUCGAGUUCCUCCUGGCCAGCGGAAAGCUGACGAAGGAUGACCUGUUGGCGAGCGUAAUCGAUGUUCUGUUUGCCGGAGUUGACACUACGUCCAACACGAUGCAAUGGGUUCUUUACAUGUUGGCCAGAAAUCCUGAGAAACAGAAGAUUCUUCGACGGGAAGUGCUCUCAGUGGUAGGAAAUUCUACCUUUGCAACGCCGGAAACGCUCGCUCGUAUGCCAUACCUAAAGGCCUGGUUACGAGAGACCCUCCGCCUAUACCCUGUUCUCUCCGCUAUCCCGCGAAGACCGAAAGAAGACAUAAUAUUAGGGGGCUACCAUAUCCCUGGGGGCACUGCUCAAGUUGAGUUCCUUGUUCACCAAAUGGGGCGAGAUGAGAGUAUUUUUGAAGAUGCCGAAGCGUUUAAACCGGAGAGAUGGUUGCGAAACAAAGAUAUCACUUUGAUCGAAUCAGCAGAAGCUUUCGCUUCUCUUCCAUUUGGAUUCGGAACACGUAUGUGCCUCGGUCGACGUAUUGCCGAGUUAGAGCUUCAUCUGCUGAUGGCCAGAAUCGUGCAGCAGUUUGACAUCUCUUACCCACUGGAGGCAGAGAAUGUGGAGCCGUUCAUGAGAGGGGUCACCAUUCCUGACAGACCUGUUAGAGUGCAGUUUGUUGACAGAAAAUGAGUCAGGUUUACAUGUUGCCACGUUUACACUGCAUUGUAACACUGUUUUGAGCUGAAAGUGGGACAAAUUCUGAUGACAAUUGCAACUCGUUUAAAUAAUCCACACUUAUUCGAUCGAAGGUGUUCAAUAAGUCACAUUUUAUAAGCCAGCUUGAACCAUUUCAGUGAUUCUCUGCCAAUCACUUUACAUUUUAUUUCUCUUUAGAAUUAUUCAGUGGUGUUACUUGAAGGUCACGUCUUCUCGUUAACAAUUUUUUUCAUUUUUAUCAAAAGUUCGCUCGGUAAUAUAUUUGAUUCGGUGUUCUGAAAUACUGGAAAAGUUAUCUUGCUGAACUGCAUAUAUAUACAUAUAUAUGUGUGUGUGUAUAUAAAUGCAGGCUUUUACAACGUAGGGAUGUCGCAAUUCAAAGUUCUCACAAGGACAUCGAUGCACUAAAUUUGACAUCAGACACGUAUAACCGUGAUUCCAAUAUGAUUUAUUGCAGAGUAAUAAUCUGAUGUCAAACACGUCAAACUAAAAUACAAGCAAAAAACACCUAAUCGAAGGAACAUUACACGGAGUUAAGCUAAAACAAUAAUUAUUACACAACAAUACAAGAAAAGACGAGCGCACAAAAACCUAACAAUGAUCGAUCAAAUAAUAAAACGAAAUCAACAAGGGAAGAGAAAAAUACGUUUACCGAUUGUCCUCUCUGUACGCCUGAAUAGAAGUUGCAAAUGAACGCAGUAAUGAACUUCGCAGAUAACUCUCUCGCAUUAACUCUCUCUCUCAAGCAACAACGCGCGAGGUACUGUAAUAGCCCUUUUGAUCUUACGCGUCACUAAUGUCUAACAAACCUAAUCUUUAACUUAACAACAGUUACAAUGUGUAUAUAUUUGUGUAUUUCAAAUACAUUUCAACGAUAUUAGGAACUAUUUUUCUCGCAUGCAAAUUUUUGUCGUAUACAAAUUUAUUUGGUAUUCUUUCGGUUUUCAUUGAAUAUUUAUUGUCUUAUAACUCAUAGAUAUGGCACAAUAGUAGCAGACGAAAAAUCUGUUGAGUUUUUUUAGUCAACAAAAUGCAAUCCCCUACAUAAAUUUUCCUUUGAUAAUAAAGUAACCUUUUCCAGGCGUUCAGUUGAUAAAACGGAGUGAAAUAGUCGCGGCAGAGGGAAAAUGAAGGAUAUUGAGUGUACAAAAGUAUCUAUAAGCAUACAAGAGUCUGUGUGAGGAUACAACAGUAUCUACACAUAGGGGUAUCAAUUAACCCUUUACACACUAAGAUCAGUAUGCAUAUUCUC